Anopheles cruzii is the source of this 1527-nucleotide messenger RNA. RefSeq names its product protein unc-79 homolog. Gene Ontology annotation, molecular function: protein binding. Bases 1 to 1299 code for a protein of 432 amino acids. Lineage: Eukaryota; Metazoa; Arthropoda; Insecta; Diptera; Culicidae. The record is from RefSeq and is a predicted model, not a curated record. The transcript is spliced from 5 exons.
AUGGCUGUCCUGAUGACUAUUUUAGAACCGUUUUCUAAGAUAAUAAGCUACGCGAUACAGAACUUACGAUUGACGCAUAAGACACUGGUCGAAAUUUGUAACCUCAGUGGACGGGCAUUCACAAAGGAACGCGACAAGCUGUACCUGGGUCGCCAGAUAGUAUUCGAUCUGGUACAGGCACUAAAAUUCAAAAUCAACGUACCCGACGUCAACCUGUUGCUGUUGGUUGGCUUCCUGCUGCAAGACGCCGGAGGUAUUCUGCCGCCCUGUAUUAGCGGUGAAAUGUCCAUGGGAGAAUCGUACGUGCACAUCAACUGUAACAUAACCGACUGCAUGCGACAACCUUACUUGAACGAUAUACUGGAAUUUUUGGCCGAUUUCCACACACUGAGCAAAAUAAAGAAUCUUAAAGCAUCUGGCACGGGCCCCGGAUUAUGUGAGGAUACAAUUGGUGGCGUGCUAAAAGGAGCCAUAGCACAGUAUCUUGCGUUAGAGAUGUCACGAGGAAAUUCCAAAGAUAGUCGAACGGUUUCCAAAUAUCUUCCUUGGCUGAACAACGCGCCGUCAUCAUUGCAGCAAGGACCGAAAGAAUUUACAGAAUGUGUUGGUCAUAUGAGGUUACUAUCGUGGCUACUUAUGGGAUCACUUACCCAUACAGCAUUAGUAGUGCGCAAGAUGGGCAUUGGAACGGCAGCUCCACACCAGGCGCAUCUACGGAACUGCACCCUCAUAAUACAACCCGUGCCCCAGGAAGCCAGCUGUCACAUUGCGGAUCACGUGCAAGUGAUAUUUGCAGGAUUCGCAGAGCAGUCGAAAACAUCCGUUCUGCACAUGUCGUCCUUAUUCCAUGCGUUCACAUUGUGCCAACUGUGGACAGUAUAUCUGGAGCAGGUAGCAAGUCUGGCAGCCAUUUCAUCCGAGACGUACAACACAACUCUGAGUGUACUGUUCGAGUUUUGGGCCAAAGUUACGCCGUGUAUUUUGCAGUUGGUGUCUCACUCGAAGCUUUCAGAAAGUGUGAAUCUUCAUUUUUUGGGACUUCUAGAAUCUCUAAAAGAGACAAGAUCUACAAUACUGGCCAAGUUAUUACCUCUAUGGACACCGGUGCUUUCGUCUAAUACACAACUCUCUGGAACACUGCACGUGCGAUUGCAGAACUGUCGUGACGCAGUGCCCAACCUCGAAGAGCAGGAUUUUCACGCAUCAGAGGCUCUGCUGAAGUGGUUACAACGUUUGCAAUUCAAGAUGGGCCAGAUCGAGCUACAAUCAUCCACUGCAACACAAUUCUAUUCUAUAUAAACAAAGUUUUUGAUUUUCUGCUACUCGCCGCAAAUGCGCACGAGAUUAUCGAUCUGUAUUACUGAUAAGAAUCACGUUUCAACGACACAUAACUCAGCAAUUCCAAGAAUACUGUACACUGAAUAGUUUCAAAUUUAGAAUAUGUAAACGAUACUGAACGACCUUAGAAAUAUGUAAUCAGAACUACAAGUCUGAUUGUAGGAAAACCUUCUGAAUUUGAGAAGAAAC